AUAUCCAGAAUCUUGCCGGUGAUUAAUACAGUGAAGACUUACAACGUGAAAGCCUAUAUGUACAGUGAUAUCGUGGCCGGUUUAUCUGUGGGCUUCCUCCAUAUGCCCCAGGGUUUGGCCUACGGACUCCUGGCAUCGUUGAGCCCAAUAUCCGGUCUGUACACGUCCUUCUUCCCCGUGUUGCUGUACAUCUUUUUCGGCACUUGCCCUCAUAUAUCCAUGGGGACUAACUCGGUUUUAUCCCUCAUCACCGCUGCCAUGGUGGAAAAUCAAGCUUUAGUAGCCGGGUAUGGACAAUCAGAAAAGGAGCCGGAUCCCAAUGCAACCUUACCGACUGCUGAAACCCUGGCGUCUGACUCUGAGGCAGCUAUGAACUACAAAAUCCGGUUGGCUAUGACGUCGGCGUUCUAUUCGGGCGUCAUCCUCAUUCUAAUGGGGCUCCUGCGCGUGGGUUUCGUCACGAGCUACAUGCCGUCCUCCUUCGUGGGCGGCUUCACCACGGGGGCGUCUGUCCACAUCGCCACUAGCCAGAUGAAGCAUGUAUUUCACAUCAAAGUCAAGACGCAUUCGGGCGCGGGAAAGUUAAUCAAGACGUAUAGAGACAUCUUUAAAGAAAUCCACAACACCAAUUACCUAGACGUGAUUAUAUCCAUCACAAGCAUCGUGGUUCUUCUCUUCUUUGUUGUCUUCGCUAACCCUCGCUGCAAACGUCGCUAUGGCUACGAGCCACCCAUUAAUCUAAUCCUAGUCAUACUUUUUACCUUCGUCUCCUACGUGACGGAUUUGAAUAAAAAAUAUGGCGUCAAUAUCGUCGGGCACGUGCCGCUGGGCUUUCCCAAACCGGAAUUGCCAGAUUUUUUAGCGAUUGGGCAAAUAUUCGGCGACACGAUUGUGCUGACGAUGAUCGUGUUCGCCAUGACGAUAUCGAUGGCGAUGCUGAUGGCGAAAAUCCACGGGUACGAUGUGGAUAGCAACAAGGAGCUUAUCGCCUACGGAAUCUGCAACCUGGGGUCGUCGUUCUUCAAAUGCCAGGUGUCCAGUGUGUCCCCACCCCGGACUAUGAUCCUCAGCAACGCCGGGACUAAAACGGUCCUCAACGGCGUGGUGACGGCGGCUUUUUUGUUCUGCAUGUUUUUCGCCGGCACGCUUUUGGAGACAUUGCCGAUUCCUUAUCUAGCCGCUAUGAUCAUGGUGGCCGUCAAGGAUCUCCUCCUUCAGUGCUUGACCAUCUUCAGGAUAUACGUGGUCAGCAGGACGGAUUUCAUCGUCUGGGUGUUCACUUUCCUGAUAACGGUCUUCGCGGAUUUGCAUUACGGGAUCGUCUGCGGGAUUCUGCUGUCUGUUUUCGGGAUCAUCGUCAACAACCAGCGCGUGGAAGGGACGCUUAUCGCUAAGGCGGACGACGAGAACCUUCUCGUGCAGGGAGAGAACCGGGAAGGCGUCAGCAACAUCCCUGGGAUCCGGAUUUUUUACUUCCCUUCCCAGCUUUUUUUCGCCAACGCCGAGACGUUUAAGAAACAGCUGUACGGCAAGGUGUUCGACCCCACGACGGUCCACGACAUCACGUACCAGCUGGACGACGACCCGGACAACGAACUGAUGAACCUGCGCAACGAGGAAGAGUCCAUCAAGUGCAUCAUCAUCGACUGCUCGGCCAUGACCUACGUCGACCUGGACGGUUUCAACAUGCUCAAGAUGGUGAUCGUUCUCUACCACCAGGCCGGGAUCCAGAUGUUGCUGGUUCGAGUCCCGGCCAGGACGAUGGCUACCUUUGAACGAGGGGGUCUGUUCUCGAUCAUCCCGCGGAGGUGCAUCCUGCAUGACGUGGAGGACGCGCUCCACAACGAGGAAGACACGAGGGAUGGCGUCAGCCGUCUCUCUAUAGCACCGCCCUCGGGGUUCGCUCAAUUCUCUACGGCAAGACAGUCGUUUGCUAGUCGGCUGUCUUCUGUUCUUUAAGUACCGGUACGGACAUAAGACAGGAACAAAUGUUCGGGUUCAUUAUUCUAAAGCAAGGGUUACUGGACUACCAGGUUAAAAGCCCUGUAUAAUGAUUGCAUAGGAGUGUGAUUGGGGUAGAAAUUUGAUGGCUGUACAGGUGCAUUAUUGGAUUGAAAAUGAUAGCAUCAUAGAAUAAAUGUAGGCUACGUGUGUGUCAGUGGGAUACUAAUUACAUUAGAUUUACUAUGUUGAAAGAAAUGGCGUAUCUGCUCACUUCAAUACCCCACUGCUGACGCUUAUCAUCUCGUGUAUUUAGUUUUAAAGCGUGCAUAGG
Molecule: messenger RNA, 2275 nt
Organism: Physella acuta
Lineage: Eukaryota; Metazoa; Mollusca; Gastropoda; Physidae
Product: sulfate transporter
Biological process (GO): transmembrane transport
Cellular component (GO): membrane
Source: RefSeq, a predicted model, not a curated record